Molecule: messenger RNA, 1647 nt
Organism: Pimephales promelas (fathead minnow)
Lineage: Eukaryota; Metazoa; Chordata; Actinopteri; Cypriniformes; Leuciscidae
Product: sorting nexin-16
Biological process (GO): endosome to lysosome transport; protein targeting to lysosome; early endosome to late endosome transport
Cellular component (GO): early endosome; late endosome
Molecular function (GO): phosphatidylinositol binding
Source: RefSeq, a predicted model, not a curated record
CAAAACACCCACGCAGAUUAUCAAGCUACUUUAGCUCGUUCUUUUCUGAGAGCAUUGGAUUUAGCAUGUUUUACCAAAACCUCAGUCCAGAGGUUGUAAGAAGAGGGAAUGGGAUGGAGUAUUAUAGUAAUGGAUUUUGCGGAGGGAUCAAUGAAGAGAAGACGCUCAAGGUCACCCUGCUUGGCUAUAAGGUUAUGGAGGAAAAGACAAAGUUCACAGUCUACAAGAUCUUAGUGAGGCGAGCGCCUGACGAGAGCUGGCACAUUUUUAGACGAUACACAGACUUCUCUCGACUACAUGACAAGCUGAAGGAGAUGUUUCCUGUGUUUGACUUUGUCCUACCACCCAAGCGUUGGUUUAAUAACUUCAGUGCUGAAUUUCUGGAAGAGAGACAACUGGGCCUACAAGACUUUCUACAGCACCUAGUUGCUCGAAAAGACCUGAGAAAUAGUGAAGCAGUCAGACAAUUCUUAUGUCUGGAUGACCCACCUGCUGCUUUUGGUGAUAUUAGAGAGAGAUGGGCCUUCUGUGAGACGCUGGAAGGGACCACCAGCUGUUGCCUUCAGAGAGAUUUAAUGGACGACAGGAGAGAGACUGAGUCCCUGAGAAAUGUUCUGCUGCACAAAGAGCUCCAAAUUAGCCUGCCUGAAAGAACAAAAAAUGGCAUGUAUAGAAUCCAAGAUGAGUUGAACAAAGAGCCGGGAGACUUUUUAACAGAGCAGGAAUAUAAAGAAGUGGAGAGAGACAAACUCAGGAAACCAAGUUCUGAAUUGCGGUUCAUAAGGAGCCAUGGAGCGUGCUGGUAUGGAUCAGCAACUGACAGUCCCGAAAAGUACAGUUCUGGAGGACCAUUCCAAGAACUCCAUUAAAUAAAUCAAAAUAAAGGAAAACAACAUCACAUACGAAGCACUUUCUUCAAAAAGUCAGUUUGUUCUGAGUCCAUGAUACGAACAGAGUACCUGGAUUUUGGAUGAAUCAAAACAGCUUGGCUAAACUGAAAGAUGAAGUUAAAAUAAGGUUUAAUGAUGUGUGAGAGUCCAUGUGUGAUUCAGUUUGUUUAAUGGAGAUUUUAUAGUACAUCAGUGUCAAACUCACACUAGACUAGCAGCCAAUAACGCAAACUUCACCAUAUUGUGUACAUUGUUCUAGAAAUGUUACCCAGAUUUUUUACUUCUGUUUUGGAUUACUCUCAUAUACUGAAUUUGGAUAGUGUCUUUGUGAUUUGGAUUGCGGAGUAAAUUGAUACACCCAGAUCCCUCUGAAUUAUCCAAGAGACAUGAUCGCUGAUGGGUUUUUAUUUCGCAGAUGUUUUAUUCAUAAUAUCGUUUGUGGAUUGUUUUUUUCUCUUAAACACAUAUUUAAUAAUUGAAUCACCUGUUCUUGUACAACUGUUUCCUCACAGCUCUUAGCAGCUGGCCUCUGUUAUAUACAACAUGUAUAGAAAAGGCAGGUUGACAAGCAUGAUCUUUAGCUGGUUUAGCUAAGAAACCUGUUUUGAACACCAUGUCGCAUCCAAACCUCAACAUCAAAUUACCAACAAUAAUAUAUUUGAUUUAUUGUGAUUUACUGUUUUGUGCAAAUUAGGUAGUGCCAAUGUGAACAAUAAAAUUAGUUGUAGUUGCCCACUUGGUGGAGUUGUAAACUUAU